UACUGCCUCUCCAUCUGUAGGACGGCGGGGUGUGUUAGAAUGAAUUUAGUAGAAAACUGGCAUAAUGUUUGUGUAUUCAUUUGUUUGCAGACGCCAUUGCAGCCACAGACGAGAUGCCUGCAAUGUGGAGAUGUGCUGGAGUGGUCAGAGGAACACAGCGUCCUCCUUGGCUGUUCGUGCUGCUCAACAGUGGAUGAAAGUAUAGAGAAAGUAGCUAGAAGCCUGGCCAGGCUGAAGAGAGACGAGAGUCACUGGGCAGAUGGAAGAGUGGGUGAGAUUGACUUCAUUGGCUCUAACAAAACAAAAGGGAAGUUUAUGAGAGUGUGCAGCAACACCGACCCAGUUCUGAUUUACAAGAUGCUGACAGAGGAAUGGGGUCUGUCUCCUCCACAUUUGGUGGUGGCAUUGGUGGGAGGAGAUGAAGUGGCUCAGAUGAAGCCCUGGCUCAGGGACACGCUGAGAAAAGGACUCGUGAAAGCUGCACAGAGCACAGGGGCUUGGAUUUUGACAAAUGGGCUCCGCUUUGGCAUCACCAAGCACUUGGGCCAGGCAGUAAGAGAUCACUCCUUGGCCAGCACCUCCUCUAAAGUUCGAGUAGUCGCCAUUGGCAUUGCACCCUGGAACAUGAUCCACAACCGAGAGGCUCUUCUGGCUGCCAAGGUGGAUGAGCCUGCAGCGUACAAACCACAGGACCUGCCCCAUGGCUCAGUGUAUUCCCUGGACAGCCACCACUCUCACUUUGUGCUUGUGGAGGAGGAUCCCAAAAGACCAGGAGCCACCAGUGAAAUGAGGGUGAAGCUACUCAAGCACAUUUCCCUUCAGCGCACAGGUUAUGGAGGAGCAGGAAGUUUUGAGAUCCCUGUUCUGUGUCUCCUGGUCCAUGGGGAACCGAAAAUCCUGAAGAGAAUGUAUAAGGGGAUUGGAAACUUCACUCCGUGGCUGAUUCUGGCCGGCUCUGGGGGCGUGGCGGACAUCCUCGUCACACUGAUGGAGAGAGGCUGCUGGGAUGCAGACAGCGUUCAUGAGCUGCUGCUGGACACCUUUCCCAAUGCCCACCAUGGCUCAGACAUCAGUAACUGGGUCAAGCUGAUCCAGAAGAUACUUGAUCAUGGACACCUCCUCACCGUCCAUGACCCUGAACAGGAAACAUCUGAGCUGGAUACUGUCAUUCUCAAAGCUCUCGUCAAGGCGUGUAAAAGCCAAAGUCAGGAUGCUCAAGACUUCCUUGAUGAAUUGAAGCUGGCAGUGGCAUGGAACAGAGUGGACAUAGCCAAGAGUGACAUCUUUAAUGGAGAUGUGGAGUGGAAGGCAAGUGACCUUGAAGAAGUGAUGAUGGAUGCUCUCAUCAAUGACAAACCUGACUUUGUGCGCCUGUUUGUGGACAAUGGCGUGAACCUGGGCGAGUUCCUUACCUACGGUCGUCUACAGGAUCUUUACUGGUCCGUGUCAGAGAAGAGCCUCCUUCACAACCUGCUGCUUAAGAGGUUUGAGGAGAAGCAGAUCCUGCUCAGUGCAACCAGGACACCUGGCCCACCUGGUCACCACCUUCCUGAGCAGGCAAAACCUCGCUUCACGCUUUUCGAAGUUGCCAAAGUGCUGAAGGACUUUCUCCAUGACUCGUGUAAAGGCUUCUACCAAAAGAGUCCAACAGACAAGCCACCAAAGGGUCGACUGUUCCACAGCCAGAAGAACCUGCCUGAGAUGGAGGACCGCUGUGAGCAUCCUUGGCGGGAUCUUUUCCUCUGGGCCGUCCUUCAGAACCGACAGCAGAUGGCUAACUACUUUUGGGCCAUGGGCCCUGAGGCGGUUGCGGCAGCGCUGGCAGGUUGUAAGAUUCUGAAAGAGAUGGCACGCCUGGAAUCUGAGGCUGAGUCUGCACGCAGUAUGAAGGAGGCCAAGUAUGAGCAGUUUGCCCUUGAUGUCUUUAGCGAAUGUUACUCUAACAGUGAAGACAGGGCGUAUGCCUUGUUAGUGAGGAGAACUCACUGCUGGAGCAAAUCUACGGUUCUCAACUUGGCAACUGAGGCAGAUGCUAAAUCCUUCUUUGCCCACGAUGGAGUUCAGGCUCUCCUCACAAAGAUCUGGUGGGGUGCUAUGACAACAGACACAGGCAUCUCCAAACUUGUAGUGUCCUUUUUCUGUCCUCCACUCAUCUGGACCAACCUCAUAAAGUUCAGUGAUGAAGAACUGGAUAGUCGUGAAGGCAACAAGCAAUUCGCGGAGCUGGACAGUCUGGAAACAGAAAAGGCGUUACUGCUGACGGAUGAUGAUGACCCUUUGGACUCUUCGCCCAAAGACCCAGAAGGUCAGAGUUGUGCCACUGUCUGGUGGCGCUUCUUGCUCCGUCGCUGGCGUCGCUUCUGGAGCGCUCCAGUCACCGUGUUCCUUGGUAACGUCAUCAUGUACUUCGCCUUCCUCUGCCUCUUCACCUAUGUGCUCCUGUUAGACUUCCGCCAACCACCGCCUGCUGGCCCUGGAGCUCCAGAGAUAAUGCUCUACUUUUGGGUCUUUACCUUGGUGCUGGAGGAACUUCGGCAGAGUUUCUUCACCGAUGAAGAAAUGAACAUCCUGAAGAAGUUUAAACUUUAUGUAGAGGACAACUGGAACAAGUGUGACAUGGUGGCCAUCUCUCUCUUUGUUGUUGGGGUUUCAUGCAGAAUGGUGGAAGACACCUACGAGGCAGGACGGACGGUUCUAGCAAUAGAUUUCAUGGUAUUUACUCUACGUCUGAUCCACAUCUUUGCCAUCCAUAAGCAGCUGGGCCCGAAGAUCAUUAUCGUGGAAAGAAUGAUGAAGGAUGUUUUCUUCUUCCUCUUCUUCCUGAGUGUGUGGCUCAUUGCCUACGGAGUUGCCACCCAAGCUCUUCUCCAUCCCAAUGACCCAAGAAUUGACUGGGUGUUUCGCAGAGCCUUGUACCGCCCUUAUUUGCACAUUUUUGGCCAAAUCCCCUUAGAGGAAAUAGACGCUGCUCGGAUGCCUGAGAUGAACUGCACAGAUGACUCAGAGGAGAUCGUCAUGGGUCUACGGCCUCCAUGUCCCAACAUCUAUGCCAACUGGCUGGUUAUUCUGCUGCUAGUUAUCUUCCUUCUGGUCACUAAUGUCCUGCUGCUCAACCUCCUCAUAGCCAUGUUCAGCUACACCUUCCAGGUGGUUCAGGGAAAUACAGAUAUCUUCUGGAAGUUCCAGAGAUACAACCUGAUUGUAGAGUACUACAGCCGUCCAGCGCUGGCCCCACCCUUCAUCAUCAUCAGCCACCUCUCUCAGGUUUUCCUAAGUCUAGUCAAACGGCCAGAGCCCAAGCAGGAAUACCUUGAGAGGGAGCUGCCCUCGGGACUAGACCAGAGGCUCAUAACAUGGGAGACGGUGCAAAAGGAAAACUACCUGGCAAAACUGGAGCGCCAGCACUGGGAGAGCAGUGAGGAGAGACUCAAGAGCACCUCGUCAAAGGUUCAGAGCUUGCUGAAGAUUGUUGGUGGAUUCAAGGACCAAGAGAAAAGACUUACAUCUAUGGAAGCUCAGGUCAGAUACUGUGGAGAAGUGCUGUCCUGGAUGGCAGAAUGCUUUGCUAACAGCACACUAAAAUGUGGAAAAGACGCUCCAAAGGCACCAACAUCUCUGACAGUCAGUAAAGCGAGCACCGAUGCCGACACCUCUCAGAGCCAUCCAGAGAAAGAGACCAAACAAGAUCAAGGAGAACCCAAACCAAAGGACGAUGCCAAACCGGAUCAGUCAGGAUACGGAGUCAGCAAGAAGUUUCCUUACAUUGAUGAAUAGAGCAGACAGCUUAUGACACAGACACUGGUGGAAUUACCCAUCUUUUGGCCUUAAAUGUACACGAUUAUCAUUUUGACAGUAGGAUGUUCUUUUCUGAUCAGAGGUCUCCCAGUCUUUUUGAAAAAUAAUUACCCUUUUAUGCCAAAAGGUUACUUACAAAAGGAAGAAAUGAUCGAGUAAAGGCAAAACAGGGAGGCUGGUAAUGGGUCUGGAAAUAGUCCUAUUAGAACACAGCAACAUUGUUUUAAUGGAGAUUUAUCUAGGACUCUAUAGAUUUUUUGCUAAUUUUAUCAGGUUGCUACACUAAAAAGCAUUUUGACAAAAGUGACAUAAAAUAUAGUUUAAGGAACACCAGGAAUCUUUAAACAGUAGUGAAGUAUAUUCUUUAGAUGUAAAGCUGCUAUAGCAAAUUUGAAAAACAAAUUAGCUUAAAACAUUUUUUAUGCCUCUUAACGUUCUAACAUAAUUGAGCUAUAAAUAUAUUGUGGAGAUGAAGUGAAAAAAAAAAGAAUAAAGUGGUUCUCUCGCAUCCCUCUAGAAACCUCCACCAAUAACAUGUUUCAGACCAAAAGCCACUUGUACCAUCCGGUUGUCAGGCCCACCGAACCAUCUCACUUCCCUGGGUUCUUCAUUCCUUACACACUCGUGUAUUUAGCAACAGAACUCCACUAUCCAGCCAGCAUACAUGCAUAGGUGGGCCCCAUAUGGAUUAUAUAUGGGCACAUCGUAUGGGGCCCACCAGGGUUUGCCCGCAAAGACUCUAAACCCUCUGAAAACCCAUGUAGGGACCGUUAAAAUCAAUGUGGGCAAAGAUCUUUCUGAGCAAAACCCUGUGGGGCCACCAUGGAAACCAUGGAAAAAAUCCACAUGGGGCCCACCAAUAUGUGCUGGCUGGGUAGUGCGAGUUUCUCCGCUCAAUAAUAUCAGAGAAGGAGAAACAACUGGCUGCUACCACCUUUGGGCUUUCCGAUAAGGUCAUGGAAGGGGCUUUAUAAAUUAAAUCAAAAUGAAAUGACGGGACUGGUGGUUAGCACAAUGUCAUUUCCUCUGGCACUGUGGGUUUCCGGCCACGGCCGAUGCGACUCAAGGAUGAUUCCUAAGGGGAAGUGUGAGUAUUCUGUGAUCUAGCUUGUUCUGUAGAUUUGCUAUAGCAGCUUUAAACCAGCAAAACAAACAAACAAAGCAUUAAAUAUUGGUUGCAAUAUUAAUCUUCCAUGACUGACAUCAAUAAAAUUAAACGUUACAGAUGGGAAGAACCUAAAGUAAAUGUGCUCAACAGUUGCGUUCAGUAAAGGCCAACGUUGAGAUUAUUCACACGUUCCACGUGUCUACACAUGCCACAAACACACAUCUCCGUACACCCUCUUCCUCUCUUUAUGCACCGAAUCUCUUCAAAGCUGAUAGCGUUCCUGUCAUAAAUUUCUGCUGAUUGUGCCACACUGACUCUUUAAACAGCUACCUAAAAACCCGUGAAGCAGAAAACUCAGAAUGUGAACAGGUCAUUAAGGUUUGCAGUAAAAGAUGUGCACUGAAGUUUUAGUGUAAAUGAAGGAAUGUGACCUUAAAUGCAGUGAACGAAAUUGUUCCAUCUUCAGAAAACAUUUAAAAAAUGAACUUGUGAUGAAUGGAUGAACUAAUCGUACCUCAGGCAGGAAAGUUAUUACAAGGGUAAAAUUUGUUUUAUAAACCUUUGAUAGCCAGGGAGUUAAAAAAAAAAACAAGCAAAUAUAUUAAUUUAAUCAAAUGAACACAUGAAAGCUUGACUUUUUUAUGCAGCUUAACUUUUAAGUCCUUCAAGACUCAGUGGGUGAGUGUUGCAUUUAUUUUUCUUACUAAAGUCUGUAAUUACGAACAAUUUAAGUGUUUUGUGGCACCUUUUUGUUACCCAGCAGUUACGUUUUAUUGUUUGAUAUUAAACUUCAUGAUGCAAACUGUGGGUACAAUAAAACCAUUCUCACUCUUCCCA
Messenger RNA from Nothobranchius furzeri (turquoise killifish), 5740 nucleotides. It is a transcript of the gene trpm5, whose product is annotated as transient receptor potential cation channel, subfamily M, member 5. The record is from RefSeq and is a predicted model, not a curated record. Gene Ontology annotation, cellular component: plasma membrane. Gene Ontology annotation, biological process: calcium ion transmembrane transport. Gene Ontology annotation, molecular function: ligand-gated calcium channel activity; calcium-activated cation channel activity. NCBI's taxonomy places the organism in Eukaryota, Metazoa, Chordata, Actinopteri, Cyprinodontiformes, Nothobranchiidae.